AUGAGUGCAGAAGAUUCGGCGUGGACUAUCCAAGAACAGACACUUGAGUCCCUUGCCGCGGAAUACUCGCAGCGAGCAAACCCAGAGGACAAAGACUAUGCACCUCCUCCAGAGCCAGACUAUGAUCCUUUGAUACAUGUUCCGGACACCGAAGAGGGCCAGAUGCAUCGAAUGAUCGAGGUGCUCGCAAACCUGCGAGGAAUCGUCCAGCGGGUCCAGGAAGAGGCCGCAUUUAGUGCUCACCUGGACACCUUUUUUCGAGCAGCGACAGAAUCAAACCUUGCAGGAGAACAGCAACCGACGUCGGCAAAUGUUUCCAAGAUUAUGAAAGACUUUGAUGCAGUAACCCUUUCAGAUGAGAAGGACAAGACACAAAUCUGA
This is a messenger RNA of Serendipita indica DSM 11827, 381 nucleotides long. The record is from the annotation of a GenBank genome assembly. Lineage: Eukaryota; Fungi; Basidiomycota; Agaricomycetes; Sebacinales; Serendipitaceae.